Messenger RNA from Laccaria bicolor S238N-H82, 1101 nucleotides. RefSeq lists its product as uncharacterized. Gene Ontology annotation, molecular function: L-ornithine transmembrane transporter activity. Lineage: Eukaryota; Fungi; Basidiomycota; Agaricomycetes; Agaricales; Hydnangiaceae. The record is from RefSeq and is a predicted model, not a curated record. Gene Ontology annotation, biological process: mitochondrial L-ornithine transmembrane transport. The transcript has 6 exons. The coding region runs from base 1 to 1101 and encodes 366 amino acids.
AUGCCAGUCAUCGAGGCUGAUCCACAUGCAUGCCAGAAUCCUCCCAAAGAAAUUGCCCUUCAACACGACCCCAAUGGAUUUCACGCGGCUGCGGCACGCACCUUUUCGAGAAGCUUAGCUUUGUACUUUUCACGGCCAGUGAGACUAUUCAGACCAGCCAAAGUUUCUGGCUGGCACACGCUGAGAAACCUCGCACAAGGUCAUGGAGCGUCUUUGACUCCAAGCUAUCUUUACUCACUGAUGAAAUUGCAAGGGCCGAGCGUUGUGCUUAAGCAUUUCUUGCCUCCAGUAGCUGUGAACGCUCUAAUUGGCACAGUCCUGUGGACGAGCUAUGGCCACGUAUACUCCUAUCUGGAACCAUCAUGUGGGAAUCAUACCGCUCUGGCAGCGGCUAUAUCCGGAGGAGUUGCAGGGGGAUGUCAAGCCCUCGUUGCUGCCCCUGCUGAGAAUGUGCGACUCUUUCUUGAGGGCGGCUCUGGCGGACAUUCGUGGUCGCAUGCAUGGAAAGAGGUUUUCAGGAAUCAGAUUAUUCCUCAAAACCACCAACGCGAGGAAAUUCGGCAAAUAAGGUCUUGGAUGAGAGACGUGGGUGAGAUGGCUGGUCGUGGGUGGGAUGGAUGGCGAUGGGGGUGCUGCAAAGAUAUAUGUGGUUUUGCGGCGUUCUUCUCAAUCUUUGAGAUCACUCGACAAGCAAGCGCCAUGGCCAGAGCGUCAACAUUCACAGAAACAUUGCUAGCGAGGAGCGAGCAAACAAGGAAGCGAUCAAAGAGGAUAUUGAACGGUGUUAUACUCGUGACAGGAGGAGUCUUUGCUGGGCUAAUCUAUGAAUGCGUUUGCCGGCCUUGGGACAGGGCACGACAUAUUGUCCAUCUUGCAAAAAUUGAAGACCCUCAGCGUGGCUGGCUGGAUCUGGCAAAACAUUUGGGACAAAGCGUGAAGCAAGAUGGCAUCCGGGUAUUUAUUGAUAAACCUUCGCAUGAAGAUAUUCAUCCAUCGACAUCCAAACCUCGAUUUUACAAGAUCUUGCGCACUCUUGGAAGAGUUGGACCCUGGGGCAUUGGAUUCCUGGUUUGGGAGACGUAUGGACCUGGAUUAUCAUGA